Ectocarpus siliculosus is the source of this 426-nucleotide messenger RNA. The record is from the annotation of a GenBank genome assembly. NCBI's taxonomy places the organism in Eukaryota, Phaeophyceae, Ectocarpales, Ectocarpaceae.
AUGCCACCAUCGCACGAGGAGUUGAUCCACAAUCAUUCCGGCCGUCAUGCUUCGGGUGGCACCGCCACCGCGGCUGUCCCCUGGGAUUCGGACAGCGUCGCGUAUGUCGGGAUGGAGUACUCCAACAAGGGUGCCUGUUCCCAGAAACGGUCGGCGGCCGUCGACUUUUACGGUGGCGGCGGAACCGCCUCAACCGGAAGAGGGUGCUCGCAGAACAAGGCAGCAGCACCGGCGGCCUACUUGAACAUGAACUCCGACGGAAGCAUUCGAUCCCAACCAGCGGCGCGCCUCUGCCAGGCGGAGGGCUGCGAAGAGCCAGCCCUUAGGAUUGAUGACCGGUCGCCCGGGGCCCUCUGCCAGAGACACCUGCAGGAUGGGAUGCAGCGAGUCGCCCACAACGACCGGAUCUACGGGACGCACCGGUAA